AUGUUAUUGAGUUAUACUCAAGGUGCAAUGGGACCUAAACCCAUUAGUUCUAAACCUAUAGGCCAAACUAUAAGUAAAUACCAAUUAGGUGAAUGUCUUGGAAAAGGUGCUGUUAGUUCGGUAUAUAGGGCUUUAAAUUGGGAGACCGGUGAAGCUGUUGCCGUUAAACAAAUUAAGCUAUGUAGUAUACCGAAAUCAGAAUUAAUAUUUAUUAUGACCGAGAUUGAACUGUUAAAGAAUCUUAACCAUCCGAAUAUCGUAAAAUAUAAAGAUUACGUCAAAUCAAAGGAACAUUUGAAUAUCAUAUUAGAAAAAUUUGGAAAGUUUCCCGAAAACCUCGUUGCUGUAUAUAUUAAACAAGUUUUGGAAGGUUUACGUUACUUACAUGACCAAGGGGUUAUACACCGAGAUAUUAAAGGUGCAAACAUCCUAGCGACCAAAGAGGGUCGUGUGAAACUUGCCGAUUUUGGCGUUGCUACGACGAAAAGCGACUCGAAUGUUGUUGGUUCGCCAUAUUGGAUGGCACCUGAAAUAAUUGAAUUAUCAGGUGCAACUACUUCUUCAGAUAUUUGGAGUGUUGGGUGUGUGGUUGUUGAACUUUUAGAGGGAAAACCUCCUUAUCAUCACCUUGAUCCUAUGCCUGCACUUUUUAGGAUAGUUCAAGAUGAACAUCCUCCGUUGCCAGAAACUGCAUCACCUGUUGUUAAGGAUUUUCUUAUGCAAUGUUUUCAAAAGGAUAGUAAUCUCAGAGUUUCGGCUAGAAAAUUACUUAAACAUCCUUGGAUAGUUAGCAUUAAAAAAAGAAAAGGUGAUACUUUACAACAACCAAAAUUAUCACCAGAAUAUGCAGAAUAUGCAGAAGCUGUAAAAAGUGUUCAAGAGUGGAAUGAAGCUUUAAAAGGUACAAAAUUCAAGCCUUCAUCGCCAUCCCAUCGACGCAGAAGAAGCGAGUCACUAAGAUUAACAGCUACUAUGCCUACAAAAUUAUCAAAACAUCAAUUUCAUCAAAAUUCACCUUUUGGUAGUGGUAAUUCACCACCAAUUCCCGCACUUCCAUCAAAAAUACCAGAUUUUACACCGCAAGUCGAGAAUAGUGAACUGGUAAAUCUAAUGCCUUUUAAUAAUUCUUCAGAUUUGAUUACACCACCACCAACUUCAUCAAGUCAACAACCUAGUCGUCUUUCGGUAACUAUUGAACCUGAAGACGAAGGAGAUAAUUGGGACGAUGAUUUUGUGGAUUCAAUACCUUUUGCAAAGAUUGCGGGUAUACAAAGUAAACAAUUAAAUCAUAAGUCAUCUGAUGAAGAUAAUGUGCAAACCAUUCGAUUAAGUCGGUUUAAAAAUGGACGAGAUAAGAGUAAAAAAUUAACGGUGUAUCGUGAUGAUAAAGAUAUUAAGCAACAUGAGAAAAAUCCCCUAGAUUAUAAAGAAGAUAAUUUUCAAAAGAAAGCAUCACAAAAUAAUAAUCAUAAACAAGAAAGGGUUCUUCGAGAAAACAAGCGGCAAGAAGUAGCUCGAGAUAAUAAGGAACUAGAGAACGAGAAAAUAGAAAGAAAUGUAGAUGAUAUAAUUGAGGAUAAUUCUGAAGAAAAACACAAUAGUUGGGAGUCCAUGCAAGAUACAAUUCAUAUAAAAUCAAAAAAUUUAAAUAAAUCAAAUAACGUAGAAUACACCAGAACGUCACUAGCCAAACCACCAAUCGUUUCGUCAAUUACAAAAUCUAUAGAGAUAUCAAAAACCAAUAAAUCAAAGCCUGAAAAUCCGGCGAUAAAAUCGAUAAUUAAACAUCAUACCCGUGCGCACAGUGCCAAUUCUAUACCAAGUCCAAUUAAUUCUUCUCAUAACGGAACAAAUGACAGGCCUGUAUCUCCGAUCGAAGUAUCUCAAAAGCAACGAAAUUUUAAUGGAAUUGUUCUAUUGUCUUCUGAAGGAAAUCAAGAGGAUGCACAAAAUUCAAAUGAAAUUCAACAAUAUUAUGAAUCCGAUGAUGACGAUUAUAACAAAGCCUUUGGUGAAGAUGAAGAAGAUGGCUUUAAUAAUACGUUGAAACUAAACACACAACUUUCAAGCAAUAGUUGGUUUGGAGACGAUAUCAGUGAUGAAGAUGACCCCUUUGCAGAAAUGGAGGAAAAUUUUGAUGAAAUUGAUAUAAAUGCACAUAUUGCCAGGGAUAAAUAUGCACGCGCUUGUUCAAGAUUGGAAGAGUUAAUUAAUGCUUUACAGCCUAAUGAAAGCGAGGAUCGAUUGGUAAUCUCAUGUGUUCAAAUAAUUGAUUUAUUGACAGAACAUAAAGAGCUUAAGAACCAUUUUAUCAUCUUCCAUGGUGUGAUUCCAAUCAUAGAACUGCUGGAAAUAUGUUCAUAUGCAAGUGUUCUUUCAAGAUUACUCAAAAUAGUUAAUAUAAUUAUUGCAAGUAAUAUUAAUCUUCAAGAAAAUCUCUGUCUUGUGGGUGGAAUACCCGUUAUUAUGAACUUUACUUCAAAACGAUAUCCAUACGAAAUUCGUGUUGAGGCUGCGAUAUUUAUACGACAGAUUUGUCAUACGUCACCUGUAAUCCUUCAAAUGUUUAUUUCUUGUCGAGGUUUAAAAGUUCUUGUCGAAUUUUUACAAGAGGAUUACAACGAACACAAGGAAUUAAUAUGGAUCGCAGUGAAUGGAAUAUAUGGGGUGUUUGAACUUCAGAGCCCAACUCCAAAAAAUGAUUUCUGUAGAUUACUAGCAAAGAAUGGAUUAUUGGACCCAUUAGCUAUUAUGCUUCAUCAUGUAAUUUUGGAUAAGGAUCCAGCGGCCAGUGUAUAUGUAGAUAGAAUAGUUAAUAUAUUUUUAAUGUUCUCGCAAGGUGACGCAUAUGUUAAAGAAGUCAUGGCAACACGGACAAGGAUUGUUUCUAGGAUAUUUGAUAAUUUGGACAAAUUACCACCAAACCUUGCUGUAAUGAUGCUUAAAUGUAUAAAGAAUAUUUCAAUGAAUUCAAAUACUUUGGAGGCUUUACAGAAGGCAAAAGCAAUUCAGGUUCUUACUGCAAUAUUGGAUAAACAAGAACCACCUUAUGUAACUGAAAUUUCGAAUCAAGUGCUUAACACAAUGUUUAAUCUUUGUCGAAUUAAUAAAUCAAGACAGGAAGAAGCUGCCAAGGCUGGAAUUAUUCCUCAUUUACAAUAUUUUGCAUCCAACAAAACACCUCUUAAACAGUUUGCAUUACCAAUACUUUGUGAUAUGGCCCAUACUGGACAAGUUUGUAGGGAUUUGUUAUGGAAACAUAAUAUUUUACAACUUUAUCUUGAUUUAUUAGUUGAUCCUUUUUAUCAGGUGAAUGCAUUAGAAGCUAUUCUUGCAUGGAUUCAAGAAGAAACAUCUAAAGUUGAGUCAGUGCUUCUUUUACCAAAAAAUAUUGAGCUUAUUUUGGAAGCAUUUAUUAUGGCCAAGGCGAAUUCCUUUGAAAAUAUCUUAGAACCAUUGUAUAUAGUUACUCAAUUAUCAACAUCUGUAGCCUGUGCACUAGCGCAACCAAGAUUUUUUAAGCGUCUAUUACAUCGACUUGGACAUCCAAAACCAGUUGUAAGGUUAAAUUUAUUAAGAAUAUUAAGAUCUGUAUGUGAUGUGCAUCCACAGCGUGAAGCUAUAGUCGAACGAUAUGGAUUAUUCGAUAUUACUUCUCGUAUGAGCAGAGAAGAUCCUGCUGUAUUAAUACGAGAACUUGCCAGAGAGAUUUUAUCCCAAGGAUAUUUCUCUACCUCAAUAAUAAAAAGAAAAUCUAGCAAUGAAAUAACUAAUAAGAAAGAGCAACCGAUAAUAGAAGAAAAUGAUGCAAGUUUCAGUGAAGAAGAUAAUAAUGCUCGAGAUGACAUCUCGUUGCAAGAAGGCAUCAGAUCUCGAAGACGUGCAUUAUCAUCACCUCCAUCAUCAUAUACGCCGUCUACUUUAAGGUCAACUACACAACGUCCAUUAUCAUCGUCCUCAUUAUCCCCAUCUAUUUUAUCUUAUCAACAAGGAAUAAAAUCAAGCGCAUCAUCACAAUCAAUCAAAACUCCGCCAUCAUCAGUUACAUCAUUGUCAUCUUCUCAAAGGAAACAUCGAAUGUCUUGGUCAUCACAAAUACCAGUGCAAUAUUCCACUAAUGUCGAAGACUCAACCACCGAAACAUCAACAAACAUACAUAAUGAAAGUGAGUCAAGACCUCAACAAAUAAGUUCAACCUCAAACGCAUCUACAGCAUCAUUAGAUUCAUCAUUACCAUUUCCAUAUCAGCAUAUAAGAAAACGUGAUAGCUCUAGAAAAAUUAGGGCACUAUCACAUAAUCGAAGUUAUAAUAGUCAAAAUAUUAAUUCAAAUGAAAUUGUGGAACACUUUCAAAACCGUGACAGUCAUUCGACUAUAAAUUUAAGUUCGAUAGGUAUGAACAGAAGUGUAAGUGUAAGUGCUGCAGGAAGUGUGAAUGGAUCAGUCAAUAGUUCUUUAUCUAAAUCUUCACAUCCUGGAGGUGUGCUAGGUUGGUUAAAGAGGAGGGUUAGUAAAGAUGGUAGUUCAAUGGGAAAAUCCGGAAAAACAAAGAGUAUUAAGAAAGCGAAUUCUAAAAGUAAGUUACAAGAGUCUAUUGUCAUUAUUAGUGAUGAAAAGGGCGAGGAAAAAUAA
Messenger RNA from Scutellospora calospora, 4632 nucleotides. The record is from the annotation of a GenBank genome assembly. Lineage: Eukaryota; Fungi; Glomeromycota; Glomeromycetes; Diversisporales; Gigasporaceae.